AAACUUUGUUGGACUCUCUCUCUCUCUCUCUCUCCCUCUCCCCGGACGCCUCUGUUACAAAAUCUAUAAUUUAAUCUCGGCGAGGAGAGAGCGGGCCGACUCGGAGACUCGCUGACUCACUGCGCAUUUCCCCGAACCCCCUUCUUCUUCUUCUUCUUCUCUAAUCUCUCUCUUUCUCUGUCACUGAUUGAAUAUCGAGCACAAAAAGCUACCUGGGUCUUGGAGAUAAUCACAAGGAAAAGUUUCAGUUUCGGUUCUUCCGCCAUGGAUAAUCUCUUCUCUUAGGCGCUCUCGGACUUUAUUUCUUGGCACUGAUUCCGGGAACUUGGAGGUGCAUGAGGGAGUUCUUUCGGUUGUUGAAACGUUCGGAGGUUGAAUUUCCGGUGGAGAUUCUAUCGAAAACAAGUUGUAGUCAUGAAUUUUCAGCAAGAGAAGUUCGUCAGGUUUCAGGACUGGACUGCAGAGAAAAAUGUUGAGCCAUUAUAUUCUCCAGAUGAUGAUAUGCCACCAGGGAAGUUCAGAAGAACGAUUAACUCGGUCUCAGCCAAAUUCCAAAGACGCUUGGAAUCUGGUUCUGAGCGGAUUAAAAAGUCAUGGAAAUCUUAUUCAAUUGACAGUGUUGUCGCCAACAGCUUUGGUGGUAGAAUUCUUGAUCCUCAAGGGCCAUUCCUUCAGAAGUGGAAUAAGAUAUUUGUAUUGGCAUGUAUUUUUGCUGUCUCCCUUGAUCCCUUGUUCUUUUACAUCCCGGUGAUUGAUGAUGAGAACAAGUGCCUUGGUUUGGACAGGAAGAUGGAGAUAACAGCUAGUGUUUUGCGUUCAUUCACAGAUAUAUUUUAUAUUGUUCACAUAAUUUUCCAGUUUCGUACUGGAUUUAUUGCUCCUUCUUCUCGAGUGUUUGGAAGAGGUGUUUUAGUUCAAGAUGCUUGGGCCAUUGCAAGGAGGUAUCUCUCAUCAUACUUCGUAAUUGACAUUCUUGCAGUCCUGCCUCUCCCACAAGUGGUUAUUCUAAUUUUCAUUCCAAGAUUGGCAGGCUCGAGAACGUUGAAUACAAAGAAUUUGUUGAAGUUUGUGGUUUUGUUCCAGUAUUUUCCAAGGUUUAUACGAAUAUAUCCAUUGUAUAGAGAAGUCACAAGGGCAUCUGGUAUACUUACUGAAACUGCUUGGGCAGGAGCUGCAUUUAAUCUUUUUCUUUACAUGCUUGCCAGUCAUGUACUGGGAGCCUUUUGGUACUUGGUCUCUAUAGAACGCGAAACCACGUGCUGGAAAGCAGCAUGUGGGAACAAUGCAACCAUAUGCUUGGGCAAGGAUUUAAACUGUGAUACCGCGAGCUUGAAUACUUCUAGCAAGACCACAUUCUUAAAUUCUUCCUGCCCAAUACAAGAUGAAGACAAAUUAAAGUUCGAUUUUGGAAUAUUCCUUGAUGCCCUUCAAUCUGGUAUUGUUGAGUCAAGCACAGAUUUUCCUCAGAAAUUCUUUUACUGCUUUUGGUGGGGCCUACGGAAUUUGAGUUCACUUGGUCAGAACCUUGCAACCAGUACAUAUGUAUGGGAAAUCUGCUUUGCAAUCUCCAUUUCCAUUGCUGGAUUGGUGCUAUUUUCAUUUCUCAUCGGAAAUAUGCAGACAUAUUUGCAGUCUACAACCACGAGAUUGGAGGAAAUGAGAGUGAAAAGGAGAGAUGCAGAACAAUGGAUGUCCCACCGCUUGCUACCCGAUAAUUUGAGAGAGCGCAUCAGGCGGUACGAACAAUAUAAAUGGCAAGAAACCAGAGGCGUUGAUGAACAGAAUUUGAUAUGUAAUCUUCCGAAGGAUCUUAGAAGGGACAUAAAGCGCCAUCUCUGUUUGGCUCUGCUUAUGAGAGUGCCAAUGUUCGAGAAAAUGGAUGACCAACUGCUCGAUGCAAUGUGUGACUGUCUCAAGCCGGUACUAUAUACAGAGGCGAGCUAUAUCGUUCGGGAGGGAGACCCAGUCGACGAAAUGCUCUUUAUUAUGCGGGGCAGGCUAUUGACUAUGACCACAAAUGGUGGAAGAACCGGUUUCUUCAACUCAGAGUAUCUCAAGGCCGGUGACUUUUGUGGCGAAGAACUUUUGACAUGGGCUCUUGAUCCCCACCCAUCAGCUAAUCUUCCCAUCUCGACCAGAACUGUCCAAGCCCUUAGUGAAGUUGAAGCCUUUGCUUUAAAAGCGGAUGACUUGAAGUUUGUAGCCUCUCAGUUCAGGCGACUCCACAGCAAGCAGCUCCGGCACACAUUCAGGUUCUACUCACAACAGUGGAGGACUUGGGCAGCCACUUUUAUACAAGCAGCGUGGCGCCGCCAUAUGAAGAAGAAGCUAGAAGAGUCUCUGCAGGAAGAGGAGAAUAGGCUGCAAGAUGCAUUGGCCAAGGCCGAGGCCAGCUCCCCAAGUCUAGGCGCCACCAUUUAUGCCUCCCGUUUUGCUGCUAAUAUACUGCGUACUUUACGGCGCAGUGGUACACGGAAGGCAAGGGUGCCAGAGAGACUACCGGCCAUGCUACUUCAGAAACCGGCGGAGCCUGAUUUUACUGCUGAAGAACAAUAAUCGUAGGUAUAUGGAGGUUUUGAUUGAGUUAUAUGAUUGCUCGUCUUCUUGUAAAAUGUAAGUGUGAAACGGUUUAACCGAUAAAAACGUAGAAAGGUGCAACUGCAUAAUGGUAGGGAGCCACUUUAUGUUUA
Messenger RNA from Pyrus x bretschneideri (Chinese white pear), 2690 nucleotides. RefSeq names its product cyclic nucleotide-gated ion channel 1. Lineage: Eukaryota; Viridiplantae; Streptophyta; Magnoliopsida; Rosales; Rosaceae. The transcript is spliced from 8 exons. Gene Ontology annotation, cellular component: membrane. Gene Ontology annotation, molecular function: protein binding; monoatomic ion channel activity. The record is from RefSeq and is a predicted model, not a curated record. The coding region runs from base 415 to 2556 and encodes 713 amino acids. Gene Ontology annotation, biological process: transmembrane transport; monoatomic ion transport.